CUUUGAUAUACCCUUUAAUACCUGCUACUAACCAAAUAUUUAUGUUUUUAAUACAUUUAUUAUUAAUGUUUCUAUUUUCACCUACAAUUGAGUGAUGCUUAUAACAUAACAAUUCUGUCAUAUGUAAUGUAUUAGUGCAUUUUGAUCAUUCUCACGUACUCCUAUUUUGUAAUUUUUGAAUUUAUUUAACUUCCCAAUGGAGGAUCAAGUGUGUCCGAGAUGUAGGACAACAAAAUACAGGAAUCCAUCGUUGAAACUUAUGGUCAAUGUCUGCGGACACUCAUUAUGUGAAAACUGCGUUGAUUUAUUAUUUUUGAAAGGUUCUGGUUCCUGUCCUGAGUGCCAUGUGCCCCUUAGACGUAGCAAUUUCCGAGUUCAGUUGUUUGAAGAUCCGAAUGUUGAGAAAGAAGUUGAUAUACGUAAAAGGGUUCUUCGAGAUUUUAACAAAAAAGAAGAUGAUUUUGCUACCUUAGAAGAAUACAAUGACUAUUUAGAACAAGUUGAAGAAAUUAUAUAUAAUUUAGUAAAUGGCAUUGACACAUUUGAGACCAACAGGAGGAUCGAACAGUAUAAAAAGGAAAACAAAGAAUCAAUUAUGAAAAAUAAAGUGAAGAUUGGCCGUUCUGAACUGGAACUUGAAGAACUUAUUGAAGAAGAAAAACAAAAGGAACAAAUGAGGAGGAUUGGUGUGUUGAGAGAAGAAACAGAAGUGAAAAAGCGAAAAAUUAGAGCUAAGGAAGCAUUAAUUGAUGAGCUUAUGUUUUCUCAUGGAAAUGCCAAAGAGAUUGUGAAAACAUUCCAAACAAUGGAAGAUGAAGAAGAGGAAAAAAUUGUUGAAAAAGCCACGCACUUCUCUACUGGAAUUAAAUUUGGUAAAAGUGGAGAGUACCUGUUACACCAUGGUCAGGAAGAAGCUCCACUUUACACUUAUGUUGCUCCGAUAUUUGAAACCGAAGGACCAAGAGCACCGAAUAUCGAAGAGGUUCUUUCCGGUACAUAUCUUGAACAUGUCCGUGCUCCAGGCCUUGAUGAGCGGGCUGGAGGCUUUGAAUCGACAAUUAGUUGUUUAAGGGCACUGCAAGAAGCUGUUGUUGGGCUUUACUUUAAGAGCAGCUGACGACCGUUCCUAGGGGUAAGGCAGCCCAUGUGGGGAGACAUGUCUCCGUCCCCCACCCGAUAGGAUGUUUUAGGGUCAAAACUUAGAGACUGUGAUGCUUUCGUCAUACUGAUCCCUUUGGCAACGAUUAUAUUUUUAUACAAUUUGUAACAUUAGAUAAUGAUGUCUUAUUACGUUCACUUUAUUAUUUAGAAGGUACUUAAAAUUAAGGAACAAAAAAAAGGUUUUAAAUUAACUUAAAUUAUGAAUGGCCUAAACAUGCAGUACCAAAGAAAGAAAUCAUGAUGAAGAAUUUCUAAGUAUUAAGCACAAGCAUUAGAAAUUUGAGGCUUGGCUAAAGGAAAGUGUUUGGAAAAUAUUUAUUGUAAUGUUAGUGUAAAUAUUGUCUAUUAUUAAUUGUAAUUUUUCUUGUCGAUGAAUCUAGUUAUGAUAAUAGUUUUUCUUGAUACAUCUGGUAGCAUAGUAUAUAUUAAAUAUCUAUACAUGAAGUACUGUUAUAACUAUUUAAAGUUUGAGUACUUAGUUAAUUUUCAUAGUUCAAAGACAUUAUUUUUUUUUAUUACUCGAGUUUAUACUUGAAUAAAUACAAAAGAUAAACCUACCUCAUAAAAUAAUAUUGUUAUUUUCUAUAAUUCUUUGAAAGUUGGAGAUCUUUCCAUUUUUAAAUAAUUUCAUUUU
Molecule: messenger RNA, 1795 nt
Organism: Nezara viridula (southern green stink bug)
Lineage: Eukaryota; Metazoa; Arthropoda; Insecta; Hemiptera; Pentatomidae
Source: the annotation of a GenBank genome assembly